AUGAACGGUGCGAUCCCGGCGCAGCUCGGCGCUCGCAUCAAGCUAACCUGGCUCAGCCUGUCCAACAACGAGCUCAGCGGUGCGAUCCAGGCGCAACUCGGCGCUUUCCACAAGCUAACCUGGCUCAAUCUGUCCAACAACCAGCUCGUGGGCUCCAUUCUGCCGGAGCUUGGAGCUCUCAACAAAAUACGGAUGCUACAGCUCGCCAUCAACAACCUCACAAGAGCGAUCCCCGCUCAGCUCGGCGCUCUCAAGAAGCUAACGUGGCGUGACCUCUCCGACAAUGAGCUCAGCGGCCACAUCCCGCUGGAGCUAGGAGAUCUUCGUGCCCUCAAGUACCUCUACCUCUCCUUCAAUAUAGAUGGGUCGAUACCAAAGGAGCUGGGAGCCCUCGCGGAGCUCCACAGGAUCUUUCUGAACUCAAAUCAGCUUACACGUACAGGUCCCAUUCCCCCUGAGCUGGGGAACCUUGGUGCCCUAAAAACGCUCGACCUGGGAAUCAAUGAGCUGACGGGUGCGAUCCCGGCGCAGCUCGGCGCUCUCAACAAGCUCACCUGGCUCAACCUGGCCAACAACCAGCUCGUGGGGCCAGCACCCAAGGAGCUGGGCGACCUUUCCGAGCUGGAGGAGCUUUGGUUGAGAGUCAACCAGCUUACAGGAUCUAUUCCCGAGGCACUCGGGACUCUCAGCAAGCUGGAGGUGGUUGCCCUGGAUGCACACCAGCAUACAGGCCCCAUCCCGCGGGAGCUGGGAGUUCUCAGCAGGCAACUGGCACUUUCCUUCUCCAAUAACGAGCUCACAGAACAAUAG
Messenger RNA from Ectocarpus siliculosus, 810 nucleotides. The record is from the annotation of a GenBank genome assembly. Lineage: Eukaryota; Phaeophyceae; Ectocarpales; Ectocarpaceae.